AGAUUAGUUUCUAAUUCUAACAUUUCUACUCUCCAGGGGCAAAUUAGGAAUAGUAAGAUAGUAAGUUGGGCUGUGAGCUCAACAAUGGAAGCGCAUACAUAAUUAUCUGUCAGGUGAGGCCCACCAUUCUCUAAUCAACCCUUCCUCUAUCCUUCUAAAUGUUGCAGAAUGAUUUUUGAUUAUUGAAACCCCGUGAAGAAGAAGCAGCAGCAGCUAAUAGAUCAUGAUGCGAUACAAAGAGGAAAAAGAGGUAAAGAAGGAAGCGUUCAGGAAAUAUCUUGAAUCCGGUGGAGUUCUUGAUGCUCUCACCAAAGUUCUUGUUUCACUCUAUGAGCAAAAUGAGAAACCUUCUUCUGCCCUAGAAUUUAUUCAACAAAAAUUAGGUGGCCCAAGUUUGUCGGAGUAUGAAAAGCUGCAAGCUGAAAUUUCAGAUUUGCAAAUGAAGUAUAAUGAUCUGUUGGCUGCACAUCAGGAAACUUGCAAAGAGGUUAGAUCAUCAGUUGGAGGAACUUAAGAACUCACAUAAUGUAACAUCCACUACAGAAACCAGCAAUGGGGAAGCACCAAAGGAUGAACUCUGAACUCUGGUGUCCUUGUAAUGCAAAAAGUCAAAAGUUCAGAAUACCUGAUCUGAAUUGGAAUACUCCUGGAUGCAAAUAUCAGAAGGAAAAAAAAAAAAAAAAUUUAUAUCCUGUGAGAGUUUAAUUUAAUUCUAUGACUAUUAUUUUUUGGGAUUCUCUUUUCA
Jatropha curcas is the source of this 745-nucleotide messenger RNA. Its product is annotated as c-Myc-binding protein. The record is from RefSeq and is a predicted model, not a curated record. Gene Ontology annotation, molecular function: transcription coactivator activity. Gene Ontology annotation, biological process: regulation of DNA-templated transcription. Gene Ontology annotation, cellular component: nucleus. Lineage: Eukaryota; Viridiplantae; Streptophyta; Magnoliopsida; Malpighiales; Euphorbiaceae.